Podarcis lilfordi (Lilford's wall lizard) is the source of this 4620-nucleotide messenger RNA. NCBI's taxonomy places the organism in Eukaryota, Metazoa, Chordata, Lepidosauria, Squamata, Lacertidae. The record is from the annotation of a GenBank genome assembly.
AUGCAGCCCCCUCGUUCAGGGUGGGAAACUCCACAGGCUCCCAGUCCUCCCCACUCCGGGGAAGGAGUCCUCUCCUUCAGGGGAGCUGCGGAUACCAGUCGGAGGCCCAGUGGGAGAGCAAGGGGGACAGACCAGACCCUGCUCCCAGACACUGAGGGGCUUCUGGGAAAGGUAAGUGCCGCCCUCUCACCUGGGUUUCAAGCACAUGGAGGUCACAGGUCCACUGCCUCUCGACAUGGAGGUUCUGUUUACCUUUGGUGGUGAAUAUUCUUUCUUCUCCAUGCAAGGGCAACCCAUGUAUUCAGAGCAGUCCUUUGUAGAUUAACUCUACAAAGUUCUAUGGGGUCUACUCUCAGGCCACUAAUGUGCAUGCCAUGCCAGCCUUAGAAAGGGAGGUGGGACAGGCAGGUGAAAGGAAUUACCAAAACUGUUUGAAAAUGGGUGGGGGCUCUUGGGAAGGGGGUGCCCAAUUGGGGCUUCUCCAGGGGCAGCAGAAUGUCUUGGGCAGGAGAAUCCCUGCAGGGGCUCUCAGACAGCCUUGGCUUCUUCUUCCCUCCCUCCCAGGAAGCUGCAACUUGCUCUGGCUUCUGCGCUCCUCAGGAAGCUGAACCUGCAAACCUAGCUGAGACUGAACAUGCAACCCUGGCCAGAAUGGAAGGAGGAAGAUGGACGGUUGACCUGGUCAGGCUGUCUCCUGCAUCCCUCCCCACAACCUCUGAGCAUUCCCUCCCAGGACCCUUGGAGAAAUCUGGUGAGUUCCAGGGGAGAGCAGAUGGGGACAGGGAUAGAUGGAAGGUGGAGGGAGAAAGAGGAAAAGAUGGAGAGGAGACAAAUGGAAGGAAGUUCCUGACAUUAAGAAGGAAAAAGUGAGGCCUUCUCCAAAGCAGCUCUUUGUUCCUUGAAUCCUUUUCCUAAAGUAGUGGGGGCAGAUUUUCUUCCUCCAGGCUUUGAAAUCUUAGGUGUUAUUUCCACGGCAGGAAUAAUUUAUGGUAAUGAACUCUUAUUUGUUAUAGACAGGGUCAGAGUGAUACAUUCCACCAGCAUCAAAACACAAUAGAUGCAUGCACCUCCCCAGUUUGGUGGGCUUAAGGGACAAAGGACCCGUUAUCAUGAUACACAAUUCCUGGGGCUGGAGGCUCUGCACUUAGGAUUGGGCAUAUAAAGUCCAAGAGCGUCUGGUAUUAUAAGCAAAUUGUGCAAAAUUGCCAAUCUUACAGACUGGGGUUGUUUGUGAGAGUGAGUGAGUGGGAUAAUAAGUUAUAGCGACCCUGUGUAAUGGCCUGGUUCUCCCGCACAGACGUAAGACAACUCCAGUAGUAAUUAUCUCAAACUCAUAAAUCACUGUGGAGCUCAGUCUUCGGCCUGUUCAUCCCAGCUUGCAGUUGCCGAGUCCUCCAGCAAAGAAGGCCCCACUUUCGCUUUCUUUUCCCCUCUUCUCGCAGAUUCUCUCAAGCCUACGAUUUUUUGGACAGGCUAUUUCGGGGGCUCUGUGUCAGAGCUCAAACUGGAGAUAACAGUCUGUGCCCCCCCCGGCACCCCCUCUUCCUGUUCUUUGUUCUUGGUCCUCCCCUGCUUCACAUUCCAACCGAAUCCCAUCUCUUGCAUUCUCAGGCUCUGUCAUCGGAGGCACGAGAGGCUUGAGAUUCACAGAGCUGACACCCUGUAAUUUUGUCCGUUCCUAAGCUUCCCUGGAGACACUGUGGUACAACCUUGGUGCAAAUUUGAAAAUAAGUUCACAAAGCCAACAAAGAGACUCAGACCAUUAGGUCCAGUCGUGACCGACUCUGGGGUUGCGGCGCUCAUCUCGCUUUACUGGCUGAGGGAGCCGGCGUACAGCUUCUGGGUCAUGUGGCCAGCAUGACUAAGCCACUUCUGGUGAACCAGAGCAGCGCACAGAAACGCCGUUUACCUUCCCGUCGGAGCGGUACCUAUUUAUCUACUUGCACUUUGACAUGCUUUCGAACUGCUAGGUUGGCAGGAGCAGGGACCGAGCAACAAGAGCACACCCUGUCACGGGGAUUCGAACCGCCGACCUUCUGAUCGGCAAGCCGUGGCUCUGUGGUUUAGACCACAGCGCCACCCGCGUCCCUUAAAGAUCCCUUAGAGAGAUCCUUUAACUCCAAUCUCAGCAGGAAUCAGCACAGUGCUGAGAUGGGAUAGGAGUCCUGAUCUAGAGAUAAAUGAUCCCACUGGCUGCUCUUUAAAGAGGGUUUCUAAAGAACAAUCAGAAGGGUCUUUUUUCAUGGAUCUCAUUGCUAAUUCAGCAUGUUCUUCUUGUGCUCUUAUUUUUCCCCACCCCAGCACUGGGGUUGGAAGGUCUAAACAUGCUGGUUCAUAGAUGUCAACUUUCAGAUUUGAAAAUAAGGGAUCAGCAGCCUCACCUGUCCCCACGUCCCUGUGGAAUCAUGUAUCCUGCUCAAAAUUCCACUUUGUCAGACUGCAGCCCACAAAAGCUUAGGCCAUAAUACCUUUAUCAGCUUUUAAGGGCUGCAAAAGAUGAAAAAACAGAAGCAUAGUUCAUCUAUGGAAUCCAUCCUACAGGAGACCGUGAGAGCCAGCAACAUGGAUAGCUUGAAAGAAAAGAUAAGACUGACGUCUCUGCUCUGCCCUCGCGGUCCUAGGCAAUAAUCCUUCUUGAUACUAGUUUCUGGAAAGCACAGGAAGGCAGAGAAGACUCUUGUGCUCCAAUCCUGCUUGCCCGUUUCCCACAGGCAUCUGGUUGGCCUCUGUGAGAAGAGGAUGCUGGACUAGGUGGGCCUUUGCCUGAUCCAGCAGGCUCUUCUUAGGUUCCAAUAUAUUGCAAUAUUUCUACAGUUACAUGCAGCACUUAAGUUUUACUGAUUUCACAAAGGAGAUACUGUUACUCGAGAAUGAGAUUAUUUCCUCACUUGAAAAAGAAAAAUACAGAGAUGUGUCUAAUAAGCUAAUUCCACCAUUGAUUUGUAUUAUAAAAUGAUGAUGCUUUAUUAAGUGUGAAUGGAGUGCUCAGGGGUUGCUGUUGCCAUUAUCUCAUCUGCUUUGCAAAAAAAAUUGGAACCUAGAAAGGACAGUGGAGUUUGGAGACAGUGUUAAAAUGAGAGAAGGUGCAGAUAGGGAUUGACAUGUGUUCAGUUCCUUUUUUGUCUUGAAAGUCUAACAGGAUUCUCUUUCCUCCCAGACUCCCAAACAGGUGAGGAAGAUGAAGGUCAGAAUUCUAUGGAGCCACCUGUCAAUUCAUUGGGAAGAACAAAGAAACUGAGGAUACAACAACAAACUCACAAAGGAGAGAAACUAUUUGAAUGUAUGAAGUGUGGAACGAGCUUUAGUCAUAGUCAAGCACUUAGAAUACAUCAACGAACUCACACGGGUGAGAAACCAUUUAAAUGUAUGGAGUGCGGUAAGAGCUUCAGUGGAAGUGGACAUCUUAGAAUACACCAACGUACUCACACAGGGGAGAAACCAUUUGAAUGUAUUGAAUGUGAAAAGAACUUCAGUACCGCUGGGAAACUUAGAAUACAUCAGCGAACUCACACGGGUGAGAAACCAUUUAAAUGUAUGGAGUGCGGUAAGACCUUCAGUCAAAGUGGACAUCUUAGAAUACAUCAACAAACUCACACAGGGGAGAAACCAUUUAAAUGUUUUGAGUGUGGAAAGAGCUUCAGUGAAAGUGGGAAACUUAAAUUACACCAACGAAUUCACACGGGUGAGAAACCAUUUAAAUGUAUUGAAUGUAGAAGGAGCUUCAGUGAAAGUGGAGCACAUAGAAUACACCAACGAAUUCACACGGGUGAGAAACCAUUUAAAUGUAUUGAAUGUGGAAAGAGCUUCAGUCGAAGUGGAACACUUAGAAGUCAUCUACGAAUACACACGGAGGAUAAACCAUUUAAAUGUAUUGAAUGUGGAAAGAGCUUCAGUGAAAGUGGAGCACUUAGAAUACACCAACGAAUUCACACAGGUGAGAAACCAUUUAAAUGUAUGGAGUGUGGUAAGAGCUUCAGUGAUAGUGGAUCACUUAGAAGACAUCAACGAACUCACACAGGGGAGAAACCAUUUAAAUGUAUGCAGUGUGGAAAGAGCUUCCAUGAAAGUGGAGCACUUAGAAGACAUCAACAAACUCACACAGGGGGAAAACCAUUUAAAUGUAUAGAAUGUGGAAAGAGCUUCAGUGAUAGUGGAUCACUUAGAAGACAUCAACGAACUCACACAGGGGAGAACCCAUUUAAAUGUAUGCAGUGUGGAAAGAGCUUCCAUGAAAGUGGAGCACUUAGAAGACAUCAACAAACUCACACAGGGGAGAAACCAUUUAAAUGUAUGGAAUGUGGAAAGAGCUACAGUCGAAGUGGAGAACUUAGAAUACACCAACGUACUCACACUGGGGAAAACCAUUUCAAUGUAUGGAAUGUGGAAAGAGCUUCAGUGAUAGUGGAUCAUUUAGAAUACACCAACGAACUCACACAGGGGAGAAACCAUUUAAAUGUAUGCAGUGUGGAAAGAGCUUCCAUGAAAGUGGAGCACUUAGAAAACAUCAACAAACUCACACAGGGGAGAAACCAUUUGAAUGUGUGGAUUGUGGAAAGAGCUUCAGUCAAAGUGGGACACUUAGAAGACAUCAACGAACUCACACAGGGGAGAAACCAUUGA